AUGAUCGACGAAGACCACUCGAAGACCACCACGCACGAAGAGACCGCAGCAGGCGAGACAAAGUGCGAGCCGCAAUCGUCACCCGCGGCGCCGCCGGACGAGACUCCCGAGGCAUGGCAAACCAUGAGCAUCGUGUCGAAGUUCAAGUUCAUCUUCUCCCACUGCACAAUCGAGCCCAUGUUCGGGUGUUAUAUCAUGACCAGCGUUCUGACGGGGCUGUGCACGCAGAACCUGAACCUGCAGAAGGCGUGCCGGGUGAACCUGAAGUUGCCCAACAGCACUUGUUCGGCGCUGGACAACCGGAACUCGGACGACUACGCCAAGGAGGAGGUCAUGGUCCAGGAGCUGGUGACCGACAUGAUCAUAUGGAAGACGAUCGUGCAGAGCAGCAUACCGAUGGUGUUGAUAAUAUUCAUCGGGUCGUGGAGCGACCGGAACCACAAGCGCAAGCCGUGCAUGUUGGUACCCAUCGUGGGUGAGCUACUCACCAGCGUGGGGCUACUUGUCUGUACUUAUUAUUUUUACGAGCUGCCCGUGGAAGUGGUCGGAUUGGUGGAGUGCCUUCCUCCAGCCAUGACCGGCGGGUGGAUGACAAUGGUCAUGGCCAUAUUCAGCUAUAUAGGCGACGUAUCUUCGGUAAAAUACCGUACACUGAGAAUUGGAAUAGCCAACGUUUUUUACUCAGUAGCCGUUCCCAUCGGAACCGCUUUGUCGGGUGUAUUGUUCCGAGGACUCGGAUUUUAUGGCGUGUACACCAUAGCCAUAGUGAUGUACGCAUUUACUAUUUCUUACGGCUGGAUAUUUAUCAAAGAACCAAAACCAGAAACAUGUUUAGAAAGCAAAGAACCACCAAAGUCCACGUCUUGUUUUUAUUUGAUCGAGGAUUUUUUUAGCCUGAGUAACAUCAAGGAAGCCAUUGGAGUGACGUUUAAGGAAGGACAGCACAACAGAAGGUUUAGAAUCAUUUCUUUGUUAGUUGUCGUCAUUGUCGUCAUGGGUCCUUUAUAUGGGGAAAUGUCAAUGAUGUACAUGUUUACACGAUUAAAAUUCAAUUGGAACGAAAUUGAUUUCAGUUUGUUUUCCACAUACGCUAUGGUUACCAAUCUUAUAGGUACGAUGUUUUCAGUUGGUGUGUUCAGUCAUAAGUUGGGAAUCGACGAUGCCUUAAUUGGAGUAAUGUCGUGUAUGAGCAAAAUAUUAGCAGGAUUUGUUUAUGCGUUUGCCCCUACCGCUUUCAUAUUUUACUUAGCACCACUUGUGGAAAUCAUAAAUGGUACAUCAUUUAUUGCUAUGAGAUCAAUUAUUUCCAAGCUCGUGCCAUCAGAUGAAUUAGGCAAGGUGAAUUCAAUAUUUGGCGUUUGUGAAGCUUUGGUACCGUUGAUUUAUGGACCGAUGUACAGUUAUGUGUACAAGCACACAUUGAAGACGUUUCCUGGAGCGUUUUUUUUACUCGGUGGCUUGUUAACGGCUCCAGCAGCUAUUAUAUUCCUUUGGAUGUACAACGAACAUCUAAAGGAACGGAGAGUAAAAGAGUCGACGGUCAGAAGUGGAGUAGAAAAUUCGGAAGAAACACAAAAAGAGAAUAGUUUGGAUAUCAGGUUAUCCUCACAAAAUAUUGAUUAGAUAACCUCGAUAAGCAGACAAACACAGCCUGUUAGGAUUUCAAGACUAUUUUGGAGUUGCAUUUUGGACCGUAAAGUACCUAUUUAAAAUGGCGCAAGGAUUGAGCGAUGCAAUUAAGCGAAAUAUAAUACCGAUAAGGCGUUUUUUUUUUAAACUUCUAUUUAUACAUUGUUUUUAAGAUAUUAAUAUUUUGUAUCAUUUUUAUAUUAGUUAAGGCGUCUGUGAAAACUAAUGGCUAAAUAGUUUAUGAAAAAUGCAUUUACAUUAUGAUACAUUCGUGAUUCGUAUAAUAUAAUACAUUUUUAAAUUUAAUUACCUACCUGCAAUUAUAAAAUCAAUGGAAAUGAAAAACAUACAGGUGCAGAGACCAGCAAUCAAGAAUUUACACAAAACAUAUUUCAUGUAAUUUAUCAUUAAAUAAAAAAAAAUAUGGAUGAGUAAAAUUACAAACGAACGAUCGAAUAAAAAAAAAAGUUAUUUUAUAACUUCGAAA
Molecule: messenger RNA, 2116 nt
Organism: Myzus persicae (green peach aphid)
Lineage: Eukaryota; Metazoa; Arthropoda; Insecta; Hemiptera; Aphididae
Exons: 7
Coding region: 1-1623 (540 amino acids)
Biological process (GO): transmembrane transport
Cellular component (GO): membrane
Molecular function (GO): transmembrane transporter activity
Source: RefSeq, a predicted model, not a curated record